AUAGAGGACUUGAAACAGAAAGCAAGCGAAUAUGAAUCAGAAGCCAAGCAUCUUCAAGACCUUCUUAUGGAGAGUGUGAAUUUUUCUCCUGCCAAUUUGUCUGGCACUGGUUCUAGGUAUCUGAAUGCUUUGGUUGACAGUGCAGUGGCCCUUGAAACAAAGGAUACCUCACUAGCAAGCUUUAUCCCUGCAGUAAAUGAUUUGACCUCUGAUCUUUCUCGUACCAAAUCAAAAAAUGAAGAAAUCAAGCUUGAAUUGGGAAAACUUGAAAAAAAUCUAACUGCAACUUUAGUAUUAGAAAAAUGUCUACAAGAUGAUCUCAAGAAGGCAGAGCUGCAUCUGUCUACUGAAAGGGCCAAAGUCGACAGUCGUCUUCAGAACAUGGACUUCCUAAAAGCAAAGUCAGAGGAGUUCAGACUUGGAAUCAAAGCUGCAGAGGAACAGCUUUCAGCUAGAGGCAUGGAUGGUUCUCUAUCUCAUCAGUCCCUAGUAGCACUAUCAGAGAAACUGGCAGAACUAAAACAACAGACUGUACCUUUGAAGAAAAAAUUGGAGUCCUAUUUAGAUUUAAUGCCGAAUCCAUCUCUUGCUCAAGUGAAAAUUGAAGAAGCAAAGAGAGAAUUGGAUAUCAUUGAAGCUGAACUUACAAGGAAAGUAGACAUGAUGGAACUCUGACUAGAACCAAAUAAACAUCCUUUUCCUAACAAAGUAAAUUGAACAGGACUUUAAUUUUUUUUUUUUUUUUACUCUUGGCAUUCUUUAAUAACAUAAUUUCUAUGCUCUUAGAAGAGAUAAUAAUGUUUUUAUUGGUAAAAUAAUGGUUUCUGGUUAUGCAUUACAUUUUUGUGCCCAAAUACGGUUUUUCUAAGAAAAAGCAUUUUCUGUUA
Castor canadensis (American beaver) is the source of this 887-nucleotide messenger RNA. Lineage: Eukaryota; Metazoa; Chordata; Mammalia; Rodentia; Castoridae. The record is from RefSeq and is a predicted model, not a curated record.